This is a messenger RNA of Staurois parvus, 333 nucleotides long. The record is from the annotation of a GenBank genome assembly. Lineage: Eukaryota; Metazoa; Chordata; Amphibia; Anura; Ranidae.
CCCUGGUGGUAUUCCCGAGUGUAGCUCGGGGUAAAGUUUCAGUACCACAAGUGGUAACCCCGAGCUACACACGGGAAUACCAUGCGGCGCUGCUCCGCGAUCCCUUCUUCACUUACCUUGUCCUGCGCUCCCGCGAUGUCCCUCCUGCAGUGUCCCUGGCAAUGUAAUCCAGCGGAUGCCAGCAUCUGUCAUCUGGGUUCCGUCCUCUGUGAGCGUCAGGACGUACGGGGACGGAACGGCGGGGGAAAUUUGAAAAUGACAAAAAGUGACAUUCACUAAAAUCACUAAAAUCACAUAGUAAAACAUUACUGUAUCAAAGCAUUUCACAUACAU